Aethina tumida (small hive beetle) is the source of this 3274-nucleotide messenger RNA. It is a transcript of the gene botv, whose product is annotated as exostosin-3. Lineage: Eukaryota; Metazoa; Arthropoda; Insecta; Coleoptera; Nitidulidae. Bases 271 to 3084 code for a protein of 937 amino acids. Gene Ontology annotation, molecular function: glycosyltransferase activity. The record is from RefSeq and is a predicted model, not a curated record. Gene Ontology annotation, cellular component: membrane. The transcript is spliced from 5 exons.
CAGUUAAAGUACGAACGAACGAAUAAUACAUAAAAAAUACAUAAAUAAACCACUUAUUCCUAAUAAGAAAUGUAACUACGACUUAAAAAUUAUUCAGUUUAAAAUAAAUCAUUUGCGUCAUCUGUAGGAACUAGGUUAUGUUAUGGUAGUGCAAAUGUAAACAAAGUUAAAAUGUCCAACCCCGGAACUCUAAUUCCUUUUGAUUUAUUGACUUAAAAUUUAAUGUUGUGUUAAUGGAGUGCUUGUGAAAAUUUCAGUGAAUGCGGCAUAAUGCUCAUAUCAGAGCACCAACGCGAUUUUUGCCACUGGCUGGCACAUAUGAGAAUGUCCAGAAUUGUGAUUUUAGUGAUCGCAGUGUUAAUAUUCACACCCGUUAUCAUGCAUUUUUAUUUAUCCAGGAUAGAACGUUCUAACACAAACUCAGCUAGUCUUUUGUCGCACAUAGAUGUGUCCGACGAUUUUAAUUUCAAUCAAAAUUUCGAUCUCAAAGUGGGUGUAGAAGAAUUAAUAAGGAUUAGAGGGUCAGUUUUGAGUGAAUUAAGAGACAUGGAACAAAAAAGACAGAAACUAUUGCAGGACAUGCAAUCCUACACCAAAACAAUAGAUGAACUGAAACAGGAGAUAAUCCACCAACAAACUACUCUCAACAGGUUAAAGAUCUCAGUAGAACAAGCCCAAGUUGCUCAAAUGGAAGCCCUGCAACAGAACACACCAGAUUUGGCACUGCCAAAGAAAUUAACUGCUAACAUUCUUCCUGAAAAUCUGCCACCUUUACCAGCAGGUUUGUCGAGAAAUUGCAGGAUGUUUUCAUGCUUUGACCACUCCAGAUGUUCCCUAACAUCUGGAUUUCCAGUCUAUUUGUAUGACCCAGAUCAGUACCCAGUCAUGAACUAUGGCUGGGAUGUGGAUGGGUUUCUAAAAACAACCCUGAAGCAGACUUUGGGGUACAACCCACACUUGACCACAGAUCCCAAGGAGGCCUGUGUUUUUUUGGUGCUAGUUGGGGAAGCACUUAGAGACACUGAUGAUGUCAGUGACAAUGUAGGUAACCAUUUAAAUUUGCCACCUUUGGAUUCAGCUGCCUUGAAAAGGCUUCCCUAUUGGGGUGGAGAUGGUAGGAAUCAUGUUUUGCUUAAUCUGGCCAGGAGGGACCUAACUGCUGCAUCAGGAGAUAUUUUCUCCAACAUAGAUACAGGACGUGCCAUACUAGUCCAGUCCACCUUCACGUAUAAAAACUUCCGUCCCGACUUUGACCUGGUUGUGUCGCCCGUUUUGGGCCCGCCGGGCGGAGACGUAUGGCAGGAAUGUGCCCCCAUGGUCCCGAGCAGGCGCAAGUACUUAUUGACUUUCCAAGGUGAAAUGAAGAGUCACGGUUCCGUUCCUACUAACGUUUACGGCCCCGACGAUUCGGAUAUGGCCAAAGAAAAUCUGGAGCUUGACAAGUUCAUAUUGGAACACCUGAAAGACCUAGAAAAGACGAACACGUCCGAUAAGUUCUUGUUUGAGUUUGAAUGUGUGUUGGCCAGCGACGACAAUACGAAUACUGCCCCACAGGAUUGGGCUCUGUGCGGUACAGAUAGUUCGAGGAGGGCGAUACUGAAGGAGUCGACGUUCGUGCUGAUUUUCGCCCCCGGAACCCCGGAGUUGAUCACCACCACUCUCCUUGAGGCUAGGAUUUAUGAAGCACUGAGGGCUGCAGCCAUACCCGUCAUAGUUGGGGGCGACCAAGUCACUUUGGCGUACAAUGAGGUCAUACAGUGGAGAAGGGUGGCUAUUUUCCUGCCCAGGGCCCGAAUCACCGAGUUACAUUUCCUUUUAAGGGCAAUACCUGAUGAGGAUGUAAUUUUGUUUAGGAAGCAGGGCAGACUGGUGUGGGAAAAGUAUCUGGCCUCAGUGCAAAGCACCCUAGACACUAUCGUGGCUGUGCUGCGCAACAGGUUGAACAUUCCGGCCAUCCCGGCGGAAACCGUGGCGGCUACGAGCGUCUUCAACGAGACAUUCCAGCCUAUUCUGGUCUCUGUGGCGGUGGACACUGAACAGGAGGAGAGUUUGGGUCCAUUGGAGUUACCCUAUAACAGUCCAGCUUACAGGAGGAACUACAGUUUAAUGUUGACCCAAGGACAUGAGAUUUGGAACGACUGGGGUGACCCUUUUAGGUUGUACGCCGCGACGCCGAUGGACCCAAUUCUGCCGUCGGACGCCAAAUUCAUGGGGUCGGGGAGAGGGUUUAGGCCCAUUGGUCAAGGAUCCGGAGGAGCUGGAAAGGAAUUCUCGGAAGCUUUAGGAGGAAACAACCCCCGCGAACAGUUCACAGUUCUGUUGCUGACCUACGAGCGUGAACAAGUCCUGAUCGACUCCAUAGCCCGUUUGCGAGGCCUCCCUUACUUAAACUCCGUGGUGGUUGUGUGGAACUCACCACGUCCCCCGAGUCCAGAGCUCAGAUGGCCCGAUAUCGGAGCGCCGGUUCACAUAGUAAAGGCGGCCCGAAAUUCAUUAAAUAACAGGUUUUUGCCUUUAGAUAUUUUGAAUACGGAGGCUAUUUUAUCUGUGGACGACGACGCCCACUUACGCCACGACGAGAUUCUGUUCGGGUUUAGGGUGUGGCGCGAGCACAGGAGCAGGAUUGUGGGGUUCCCCGGGAGGUAUCACGCCUGGGACGUCAACACCAAAAACUCCUGGUUGUACAACUCCAACUACAGCUGUGAGCUCAGCAUGGUACUUACUGGAGCAGCCUUCUUACAUAGGCAUUAUUUGCACCUGUAUUGGAAAUAUUUGCCCCAGGCAAUUAGAGAUAAAGUGGAUGAGUAUAUGAACUGUGAAGAUAUAGCCAUGAAUUUCCUUGUUAGCCACAUUACAAGACAACCUCCAGUAAAAGUAACAUCUAGAUGGACUUUCAGAUGUCCAGGAUGUCCACAAAGUUUAUCAGAAGACGACACACACUUCCAAGAAAGACACAAAUGCAUUAACUUCUUCUCACAAGUUUUUGGAUACACACCGUUAUUAAAUACUCAAUUUCGGGCAGACUCAAUACUAUUUAAAACUCGAAUACCGCAUGACAAGCAGAAAUGUUUCAAAUUUAUUUGAAUUUAAGUUUUUGUAUAUACUUUUGUAUAGAGAUGCAAUAUUUAUGAUUGUGAUAUUAAUUAACGUGCCAUUUUCGCAGCGUAGAUUUUUAAUUUUUAAUAACGUAAUUUUUAUACAUUUAUUAUUAACUUUUUUAUUUGUGUGUGUAGAUAUUAGGCAAUAAACUGUAUAUAUAUUGUAAGUCAUCUUA